This is a messenger RNA of Quercus robur (English oak), 2133 nucleotides long. RefSeq lists its product as uncharacterized. NCBI's taxonomy places the organism in Eukaryota, Viridiplantae, Streptophyta, Magnoliopsida, Fagales, Fagaceae. The transcript has a single exon. The record is from RefSeq and is a predicted model, not a curated record. Bases 747 to 1958 code for a protein of 403 amino acids.
CCGGCGUUCUUCCGCUGCCCUCGCCUUCAUCCAGUAGCCACUGACAGAAGCGAGUCACCGCCGUCACGCCCACAGUCCCAGCAAAUCUCGGAUCUCAUUGUUCUACUCAUCCAACUGUCAAAGCAAAGGCAUUGAGUGACAGAACAGACAAUCCCGAGCAAAACCCAACCAAGAACGGCCAGAAAACACUUCACACGCGCCUCCACGCACCGCCUGAAGUUUCUGCCUCACGAGCACGCGCCGCCACGCGCCGUCACUCUCACUCACGCGCCCCCACGCGCCAGACCAGCCGUUCUCCACGCGCCACACGCGCCAGCUCCGUUUCGCGAACUGCCACGUCAGCCCUAGUGUGACGUCACCCUGCCACGUCAGCACACGUCAGCCGUUGACUGGACCAGACUUGACCGUUGACUUUGACCGUUGACCGUUGACCAAGUCAAAAUUUUUUAACAGGACCUGUCUUGCUCAGUUUUUCGCGUAGAUUCUGAUUUUGGACUCCAUUUCUGCAUUUGAGGUAUCUAAAUAUCACUUUUUGGUCAUUUUCUUCAUUAUGGCUCAACAAAGUGAACGAGAUCAAGACCAAGGCUGAUGGAUCUGUUGAACGAUACAAGGCUCGCCUAGUUGCCAAGGGCUUUACUCAGGAGUAUGGUAUUGACUAUGAGGAAACAUUUGCUCCUGUUGCUCGUCUUACAUCUGUUAGAUGUCUCAUUGCUGUGGCUGCUGUUCGCCAUUGGCCUCUUUAUCAAAUGGAUGUGAAGAAUGCUUUCCUCAAUGGAGACCUCCAUGAAGAAGUGUACAUGCAACCACCCCCUGGCUAUCCACACUCAGGCAAUCAAGUUUGCCGCCUUCGCCGUGCUCUUUAUGGCCUUAAGCAGGCUCCUCGAGCUUGGUUUGAAAAGUUUAGCUCAGUUGUUGCUCAGCAGGGUUUCACUUCAAGUCCUCAUGACACUGCUCUCUUUGUUCGAAGAUCCUCUACUGGUAUCACUCUUAUUCUUCUUUAUGUUGAUGAUAUGAUUAUUACUGGAGAUGAUUCUGCAGGUAUCCGUUCUCUUCAGAACUUCCUUAGUCAGCAUUUUGAGAUGAAAGAUUUGGGCACUCUCAGCUAUUUUCUUGGGCUUGAGGUUACCUCAUCCUCUGAUGGAUACUAUCUUUCCCAGGCUAAAUAUGCUUCUGAUCUUCUCUCUAAAGCCGGUGUCACUGAUAACAAAACUGUUUCCACUCCUUUGGAAUACAAUGCAAAGCUCACACCCUUGGACGGUGAACCUAUAUCCGAUGCUACUCGCUAUCGUCAGUUGGUUGGCAGUUUAAUCUAUCUCACUGUUACUCGUCCAGAUAUUUCACAUGCUGUGGGUAUGGUUAGUAAGUUCAUGGAUGCACCUCGUUCUGUCCACUAUGCUGCUGUUCUUCGGAUUCUCCGAUAUGUCAAAGGCACACUUUAUCAUGGUCUGCAUUACUCCUCUCGAUCUUCUCUCGAGCUUCAUGCCUAUUCAGAUGCUGACUGGGCAGGUGAUCCGACUGAUCGAUGCUCUAUCACAGGUUUCUGUUUCUUGUUAGGUACUUCUCUGGUCUCGUGGCGCAGCAAGAAGCAGGAUGUGGUUUCCCGUUCUAGUACUGAGGCUGAGUAUCGUGCCCUUGCCGACACCACUUGUGAGCUUGUUUGGCUUCGCUGGCUCUUGGCUGACAUGGAUGCUCCACAGCCCACUGCCACUCCUCUUUAUUGUGACAAUCGUAGUGCUAUCUACAUUGCUCAUAAUGAUGUCUUCCAUGAACGCACUAAACAUAUUGAGAUCGACUGCCACAUCACUCGCCAGCAUCUUAAGAAAGGAAAUCUCCAGUUAUUCUCCAUCUCCUCUGCUGACCAGCCUGCUGAUAUCUUUACCAAGACUCACCCGCCUGGUCGUCUUCGAGAUCUUAUAUCCAAACUCCAGUUGGCUUCCUCCUUGCCACCUCGAGUUUGAGGGGGGAUGUUAGUGUAUAGCUUAGACUAGUUUAGCCCAUUGGGCUUAGCCCAGUAUACUGUACUUGUAGUUUACUCCUUUUACUUGUACUGCACACAUAUCUAGCCUAUAUAAGGCUCUCUAUUGUACAUUGUUUCACACACAUCAAUAUACAGACUAUUCAGUCUUUCUCACA